Macrosiphum euphorbiae (potato aphid) is the source of this 390-nucleotide messenger RNA. NCBI's taxonomy places the organism in Eukaryota, Metazoa, Arthropoda, Insecta, Hemiptera, Aphididae. The record is from the annotation of a GenBank genome assembly.
AUGAUCAAAAUAUUUUGCCGUAUACCAUAUUUUAAAGGGAUACAUAACAAAAACUUAAAACACUUUUACGUGAGGUGUUUACGACUUCUGUUAACAUCAGUUUCUUUUGAAAAAUUCACUGAUAUUCUCAAGGCAUUGUUAACAGUUUCUAUGAGUGAAACAGAUGGAUGGUAUAACAACGAGCCAACACCAGCGGAGUCUGCAAGAAAAAUGCUAUUGGACAAAAUAAAAGGAAUUGAUAUAAAUUAUGAAGAUAUGACCGAUAUUGAUUCUGAAGUAGAAGAGAGGGGGGUUUGGAUGGAGAAAAAUAUGAUUGCGAGGAACCUAUUGAUGGAAUUAAAGAAUAUUUGGAAGAUAUUGAACAAUUUUCCAUUACGCAAUCAAAAAUAA